Molecule: messenger RNA, 1803 nt
Organism: Anopheles marshallii
Lineage: Eukaryota; Metazoa; Arthropoda; Insecta; Diptera; Culicidae
Product: protein Optix-like
Exons: 5
Coding region: 1-1803 (600 amino acids)
Biological process (GO): regulation of transcription by RNA polymerase II
Cellular component (GO): nucleus; transcription regulator complex
Molecular function (GO): DNA-binding transcription factor activity, RNA polymerase II-specific; RNA polymerase II cis-regulatory region sequence-specific DNA binding
Source: RefSeq, a predicted model, not a curated record
AUGGCCGUCGGGCCACCGACGGGAGGAUCUGGCAAUCCUCCGCAUCCGGCACCACCGGUACAACCGCAUCCCAUCCUCGCGCCCAGCCCGCUGUUUGCCUUACCGACGCUUAACUUUACCGCGUCGCAAGUUGCGACCGUUUGCGAAACGCUGGAAGAAUCCGGUGACAUUGAGCGGCUGGCCCGGUUCCUAUGGAGCCUGCCGGUCGCCCAUCCGAACGUGACCGAGCUCGAUCGGUCCGAGGCGGUGCUGCGAGCACGGGCGAUCGUGGCGUACCACACGGGACAUUUUCGUGAACUGUACACGAUACUGGAACGACACAAGUUUACGAAAACAUCCCAUGGCAAACUGCAGGCAAUGUGGCUGGAGGCGCACUAUCACGAGGCGGAAAAGCUGCGUGGACGACCGUUGGGGCCGGUCGAUAAGUAUCGCGUCCGGAAGAAAUUUCCGCUUCCGCGUACGAUCUGGGACGGUGAGCAGAAGACGCAUUGCUUCAAGGAGCGAACGCGCAGUUUGUUGCGCGAAUGGUACCUUCAGGAUCCGUAUCCGAACCCGACGAAGAAACGCGAGCUGGCCCAGGCCACCGGGCUCACCCCGACACAGGUGGGAAAUUGGUUUAAAAACCGACGCCAGCGGGACCGUGCGGCAGCAGCGAAAAAUAGACAUAACCAGCCACCACUUUCGGGAUCGGGAUCAUCAUCGCUGACGCCCAGACGGGGCGAUGGGCCACUGUCACCGACGGACACGGACUCCGAUUCGGACAUUUCGCUCGGUACACACUCGCCAGUUCCUAGUAUGUCGAUGCAGCACAGUCCCAGCUCACUGCCAGGCUCUAGUGAGGACCGGCUGCAUGAUGAGCGUGAUCGGGAGAAGGACUUCCGGAAUAGUUUCGCCUCGCUGCAUUCCUUCCGCUUUGGCGAUCAUCUCACUGGCGGUUUGUUACCUGGUUCGUUCAACAGUAGAUUCAUGCCUUAUCGUCUGGGCGAUCAUUCGCCACCGAUCAACACCCACUCACCCCCGAUCGGUUUAACACACCUGCCUCUCACUCCUACCGUGCUCCGACCACAGCCUCACCUGCCCCACUCGCUGGCCGUCAGUGCGGCGUCCCUGAGUGCAUCGGGUGUGGCGAAUGCCGGCGUCCUCACGACGGUCGUCAGUAUGAGCGAUUCGCCUGGUAGCAAUAGCAGUGCCACGACCGCAUCCCUCACGAAUAUCCCAGCCCCGGCGAGCGCCACUACCCCUACCCUGUCCGGUAGUACGGCGAGCAGUUCGCUCAAGGAUCUGCAGCAUCCUAGCGAUUUAUCGUCGAGUGAUCACCGUCCCGGGACACCCAGCUCGGUGGGAAGCAACAACAAUAACAACAGUGCCAGUGGUGGUACACCGACCACUACCGCCACGAACGGAAACGGUAACGCACCAGCCUCCUUAAUGCAGCCAAUGUCUCCGUUGAGAAUACGGGUCAGUUCGCCGUCGCGGUUGAAUGCUGAACUGCUGCAUCACACGGCGGCGGCUGCGGCAGCCGCAGCGGCAGCAGCUGCGGCUGCCUCCACCCAACCCCCACAGCACCAUUCGUUGCCCCUACUGCAUCCGCACCACCCACUGCACGUACACCAUCCCCACGCGCACCUUCCACACCAUGCGCAUCAGACGCAUGCUCAUCACCAUGCGGCCGCAUUAACGGCGGCCAGCAUGAUGAACGGACUGAAUGCCGGCGGCAUCGUCCGGAUCGUACCGGGCACCACCACAACCUCGCUGAUCCAUCGGCCCUUCUCACCGUCCCCAAAGCCGAAGGAAGCGUCGUGA